This is a messenger RNA of Pleurotus ostreatus (oyster mushroom), 1101 nucleotides long. It is a transcript of the gene PEX16, whose product is annotated as Peroxisomal membrane protein pex16. Lineage: Eukaryota; Fungi; Basidiomycota; Agaricomycetes; Agaricales; Pleurotaceae. The record is from RefSeq and is a predicted model, not a curated record. Gene Ontology annotation, biological process: peroxisome organization. Bases 1 to 1101 code for a protein of 366 amino acids. Gene Ontology annotation, cellular component: peroxisomal membrane. The transcript is spliced from 6 exons.
AUGACAUCCUCCCUUGCACACUAUGAAACAUUCUUGAUCAACAACGUCUCGACAAUCUCGACGUUGGAGUCGUCGUUGCGCUCCCUGACCUGGUUUCUCCCAGGUCGCUUCAAGGAUGCGGAAUUAGCUUCAGAAGCCCUUUCUGUUCUGCUCAACUCGACGAGCAUGUACCACGACACCCUCCUUUCGAAGCUCGUGUACAGCGAUCCCAAAUACCGCCCUCUGAUCCCGACUUCUCUGCAUACUCGCUUUACGCGUGCUUGGUCCGACAAAAGCUCGCUGUACAAGUGGGCGGCCAGGUCUCUCGAGUUGAUUCGCUUCGCCGAGCUGUUCAUUGAGAUGGCGCUGAAGCGGAAAGUGUCCCAGAGAAACAAGUGGAGGGGCGUCGUUUUGCUGGAGAUCAUCAAAGCAGCUUUGCGCUUCAUACUCAUGCGGGUCUCAGGUAAACCCUUGGUAUCGCCUCCCAUCCCCGAGAGGGAUAUCGAUCCAACUUCGUUGCCCUCGCCUUCAUCGAAUGCCUCGUCUCCCACUCUUGCACCCUCGUCUCUUGGACCAUCUCCACUCACCACUCCCGAGCAUCUCAAAAAUAACUACAUCCCUUUACCACCCCACCCGUUGUUGACCGCGCCUCCUCCACCUACGCGCUUAGACACGUCCGUCGAAGACUAUUUAUUGCCCAAGGCACUCACAUCAUCUUGUGUCAGGCCGUCUCUUUCUCUCAUCCGAUCCUUAUCUUCCCCGAAGGACUGGUUGAGUGAAUCUAUCUAUGUCCUUUGUCCCCUUAUAUAUGCAACUCUAUUGAGUUUCGACCGACGCUCGAACAGACCCUUGGUCGUAGCCCUUGCACUGGAGUUAAUCGCACGAAACUUGCGCCGUGUUCCACCUCCUUCGGCGGCCCUUGAACGCUCGGAAUAUGCACGAAGGGACAGAGACAUGCUGUGGUACCUCUUCCGCGGCUCCAUUUGGGAUUCAUACACCCGACCCAAGUUGGAAGCUCUGGCUGACAGGACUGCACAUACCCCCAUCUUGGGAUUGCUGAGUGCCUUUGUGAAGGAUUGGAUACCAUUGAUUAACGAGUAUCAUUAUUAUACGGCACCCUAG